AUGAAUGAAGAAGGGAAAUAUCGCUUAAACAAAAUGAAGGACAUCGAAACUCCAACUACUACUAUACUGACGAAUGACAUACAACCUGAAUAUAUAAAUUUUGAGUUGCUGAGAAAGAUAGAAAAAAAGUUUAUUGUAAAUUGUCCCCUAUUUGAAGUAUAUAAAAAUUUGGAAAUAUUUGAAAAAGCAAAAGAAUAUUAUUCUAAAAACAGAAAUAAUGAAAAUGUGACAAGAAACUACCUACACAACUUUGCCGAUUUUGAUAAUAGCUAUAGAUAUAUGAAUGUAAGAAAUGUUUUGACAAAUUCUUUUUCCCUAAAUAUUAAUAAAAACAUAACGAUAAAACAGAAUAAUUGCACAAUUGUAUUUUCAAUAGACGAUUUUUCCAAAUGUGUUGAAAUUUUUGAGCCAGACAUUUUUUGUAUUCCAUCAGAAGAAGUGAAAAUAAAUGAAGAUGUUGGAAAAAAAAAAAAAAUACGUAUAAUAACACUAAUGAAUGAAUUUUUAAAAAAAAUUAAAAUGUUGAAAGAUAAACAAAUAAUAUGUGAAUCUCUUUGCAUUUUAUCCGUCCCCUCAACAAUUAAUUUAAACAAAGAUCUAAUGGAAGAAACGUUAAAUAAGUAUAACUCUGUUAUAGAUGGGUAUCUAUUAAGUGGAAUAGGCUACGAAGAAUCAAAUCAAGUGAGAACCAACCAUUUAAAAAAUGUUUUAAGUGUUCUACCAAGUAACAAAUUGAAGCUUAUUCAACUAAGUAUAGGUUCCCCCAUCGAAAUUUUGCAUUCCGUUUUUCAUGGAAUAGAUAUUAUCGAAUCAAAUUUUCCGUACGAAUUAGCAAGAAGUGGAAAGGCUAUUAAUAUGGAUAUCAAAAUGGAAACAUCAGCAAGUGAUGUAAGCAAAGUACACCACAUUAAUAUCAUAAAUUUUAAAAAUGAAGAAAUUUUUAUUAUAGAUUUAAAUGACUCAAAAUAUAAUAUGGAUUAUUCCACUAUAACUAAUAAUUCACCCAGAAAUGAAAGCAGAUCGUAUAUACAUCAUUUACUAAAGUGCCAAGAGCUAACGGCUAAUGUUAUAUUAACGUAUCACAAUAUUCACAUAUAUAGUUUGUUUUUUCAAGAAAUUCAAAAUCAAAUUAAAAAUAAUAAUUUUUUGUGUUAUAUCAGUUGGUUCAUUGAACAUCAUCAAUUGAACUUGUAA
Plasmodium gonderi is the source of this 1194-nucleotide messenger RNA. Its product is annotated as queuine tRNA-ribosyltransferase. Lineage: Eukaryota; Apicomplexa; Aconoidasida; Haemosporida; Plasmodiidae. Gene Ontology annotation, molecular function: pentosyltransferase activity. The record is from RefSeq and is a predicted model, not a curated record. The transcript has a single exon. The coding region runs from base 1 to 1194 and encodes 397 amino acids.